Clarias gariepinus (North African catfish) is the source of this 496-nucleotide messenger RNA. RefSeq names its product somatostatin 1, tandem duplicate 2 (gene sst1.2). The record is from RefSeq and is a predicted model, not a curated record. Gene Ontology annotation, cellular component: extracellular region. Gene Ontology annotation, molecular function: hormone activity. Lineage: Eukaryota; Metazoa; Chordata; Actinopteri; Siluriformes; Clariidae. Gene Ontology annotation, biological process: regulation of cell migration. The transcript has 2 exons. Bases 1 to 354 code for a protein of 117 amino acids.
AUGAGGAUGUGUGUGUUGCAGUGCUGUCUGGCCCUACUGGGUUUGUCUCUGGUGCUGUGCAGUAACGGCGUCUCUUCUCAGCCGGACCUGGAUCUGAGACAACGCAGACUUCUGCAAAGAGUCCGUGCCCAUGGCGUGGCUGCGCAGGAGUGGACUAAGAAUGACCUGAAGGACAUGCUAUCCCAGCUCACCUUGCCAGAGUCAGAGUUUCAGGAGAACGACCUCUCUAGUCUGGGGACAAAGCAAGACCUGACGGUGGAGUUGGAGAGAUCAGCAGAAGACCCCAACAGCCUCCCACCUCGCGAGCGAAAAGCCGGCUGCAACUUCUACUGGAAAGGGUUCACGUCCUGCUGAGGUCCAGAUUCUGUAGUCACAUGACCCGACAUGACACGGCCACUCCCAGGUCCCAGCUGCUGAAUGCCCGCCUCACCCUCACCAGUGAGAAUUAACCAAAUCAAUCAGAUUCAAUUGUAACCUUGCAAUUUAUAUAUAUAUA